Messenger RNA from Carassius gibelio (silver crucian carp), 3888 nucleotides. RefSeq names its product 5-hydroxytryptamine receptor 7. The transcript has 2 exons. Lineage: Eukaryota; Metazoa; Chordata; Actinopteri; Cypriniformes; Cyprinidae. Gene Ontology annotation, molecular function: neurotransmitter receptor activity; G protein-coupled serotonin receptor activity. Gene Ontology annotation, cellular component: dendrite; plasma membrane. Gene Ontology annotation, biological process: vasoconstriction; smooth muscle contraction; chemical synaptic transmission. The coding region runs from base 127 to 1404 and encodes 425 amino acids. The record is from RefSeq and is a predicted model, not a curated record.
UUAGUUCUGUGAGCUUUAACUUGACAACUUGAAUGGCUCCUCGCGCAUAUAUUGGAAGUUCUUCUGUUGUCCCAGUGCAGUACAUUUGUGUUGUAACACACCAUGUACUUUGAUAUCUGAUGGAUAAUGAGAGCAACAUCUUUUCAGAACCAAGGACAGCUCUCAGCAGUCAAUAUGAUCUCGACACUGACGAAGGAUCGCGUGCAGGCACUCAUGACUAGUUUGACAUCUGAAGUGAUGGACGUGCGCUUUCUUAACAAGAUGCACGAUACCACUACACAUUUGCCGACGCCAAGUUUUAUGGAUAACGAGACCAGAUGCGGAGAGCCGAUUUUGAGUUACGGACAUGUUGAAAAAGUGCUCAUCGGAGGGGUUCUGACCUUGCUUACCUUUUUAACAAUCUGUGGGAAUUUGCUGGUGGUAAUAUCAGUGUGUUUUGUAAAGAAACUGAAGCAACCUUCUAAUUACUUAAUCGUUUCUCUGGCCGUUGCAGACCUGUCGGUUGCGGUGGUCGUAAUGCCGUUUGUCAGCAUCACUGAUCUCAUAGGAGGACAGUGGAUCUUCGGUCGUGUUUUCUGUAAUGUUUUUAUCGCCAUGGACGUGAUGUGCUGCACCGCUUCAAUAAUGACACUAUGUGUCAUAAGCAUAGACAGGUACCUGGGAAUCACUAAGCCAUUGACGUAUCCUGUGAGACAGAGUGGAAAGUGCAUGGCCAAAAUAGUGCUGUCUGUAUGGCUUCUCUCUGCUUCCAUCACCCUGCCCCCACUGUUUGGAUGGGCUCAGAAUGUCAACGAUGACAAUGUGUGUCUGAUCAGCCAGGACCUGGGCUACACUAUAUACUCCACUGCCGUGGCCUUCUACAUCCCCAUGUCUGUGAUGCUCAUUAUGUACUACCGGAUAUACAGAGUGGCAAAGGUGAGUGUUGCCAAACACACAAUCGCUGGCUUUCCCAAAGCCGAAGAUGAGGAAAGUGUGAACUGUGUGACUGCGGUCCUAAAGCUGCAGAGGGAGGUGGAGGUGUGUGUGAGCUUUUCUCGCCUUUUCAAAAAUGACCGUAAAAACAUCUCCAUUUUCAAAAGAGAGCAGAAGGCAGCGGCCACCCUCGGGAUUGUUGUGGGUGCUUUUGCAAUAUGCUGGCUGCCUUUCUUCCUGCUUUCUACGGCGCGGCCGUUCAUCUGUGGAGUGCAGUGUAGCUGCGUGCCUUUGUGGGUGGAGAGGACGCUGCUUUGGCUGGGUUAUGCCAACUCGCUCAUCAACCCUUUCAUUUAUGCAUUCUUCAACAGAGACCUCAGGACCACCUACCACAACCUCAUCCGCUGCCGGUAUCGCAACAUCAACCGCAAGCUAUCAGCAGCCAGCAUGCAUGAGGCUUUGAAACUAGCUGAAAGACCUGACCUGGUGUAGGCUGUCCGUACUCUUCACGUCUCUCUAGGGACUCAUGCAGUCACAUGCAGACUGAGAGACGUUUUUAAUGAAUUCUUUAUUGCUCUCACAGAAGAGCUUUCAGUCACUUCAAUUAAGUCAAAUUGCAAUGACUUCAAUUAAGUGAAAUUGGAAUGGUUGUAAAGCUUCAUGAAAUGUUUUAUAAAAGGCUUUAUAAAUUAGAACAUAUUGCUUGAUUAAUGAGCAAAAUAGUAAUCAAAAUCAAAGAGCGAUGAAUACACCAGUAUCAUGUUUGUAUUUCAUAUAGUAUUAUUUGAUGUUUAUUUCUGUGCUUAUAUUAUAGGCUAUAUAAUAUAAGCACGGCAUAGAAGUAAUUUUUUUUUUUUUUUUUUUUUUUGUCAUUGAUUAUGGUAAAAAGGAUAGUUUACCCAUAAACUUAAAUUCUAAACUUAGACCUAUAUGACUGUCACACUGGACCCUGCUGUUUUCCAUCAUAUGGACAUAAAAAAAUCUAAAGCUGACAGCUUUGGAACAACAUGAGGGUGAGUAAAUGAUGAUAGAAUUUUCUUUUUGGGGUGAACCAUCUCUUUAAGUACCUGAGGACAAAUGUAUAAAGCAUAAUAGAACACGAGAACAAAGUAUGCAGUGUACGAGCAACCAUACAGAUGUUUUCACCACUCCACUUCACUGCAUUCCGUCCCUUCUGCCCUCCAAAUCCUCAUCAGUGCUUGCCACUAAUAAUGUGACCGCAAGCUGAGCGUGUCACACCAAUAGUCAUAUUAUUAGAAGCAAGGUGUUUAUUUUCUUCUAGCUGUGAAAUGACAGGGGUGGGCAGGUGCCUUUAAUUUCUGUCAGCAUGCUUGGCCAACAGAUGAUAAACAACACAUCAACAUGCAGUAAGUGGCUCUGUGACAACGUUCUUGGAUAUUAAACGUCUAUGCAUAUAAAGUUACAAUUAAUAUUGUAAAAAGAAAUAGUUAACAUGAAUGAUGAUUAGAGAUUAAAAUAGGUUGUUAAAAGUCAUGUGUUAACAAAAAUAAUAAUAAGAAGAAGAAUUGCUAAAUGAAAUAUUAAAAUUAAAAAUGUUGAAAUUCAAAAUAUUUUUUAAAGAAACUAUUACAAAAGAAAAAAUAUAUAUUAAAAAAGACAUAAAUAUACAAAGGUAAAUGCAUCGUAUAAAACCAAAAAUAGCACCAAUGUUAAAGUUGCAUUUAAUGGCCAAUAAGCAGUAAGUAUAUUAUGCAAUAUAUAAUGUAAUAUAAAAAUAUAAUAGGUGAAAAGUAGAUUCACAUAAAGGGAACUGUAGUUGACUGCAAAGCUAAUUUAAAUGUAAAAUGAAGAAAAUAACAUAGGCAAAUAAAGUUAACAUGAACAGAUACAAUAAAAAAACAUGAAUACUGACCAAUAAUCAAUAUUGUCCCUAUGCAUUCCUACUUAAAACAAAGUAACAGGCCUGAAAGAGAAAAGGUGUAUAAUUAAGAUGCUUAGGGCACCAAACAAACUGCUGUGGUAAAUUGAUUUUAUAUGAUUAAACUUGUGAUUGCUUUAGUAUUUGGACAUGAAACAAAGUCCACAUUAUGCUUUUAUUAUUGGCCUGAUUUCCAUAAUCUAAGGAUUUAAAAGUUAUGCUUUGCAAGCCACCCUAUUGAGGCCACAUAUUGUCUUUUGUUCUAUAAACUGAAUGGGAAAUAAAUGGAUAUGUCAUCAGCAGAACAUGUCAAGCGUCUAAGACUAAAAAGCAAAAGAAAAGAAAAGCAAGAAAAUGUUUUUCCAAGUGUUUCAGAGAACCUAUACCAGUCAAGAGGUUUUGUUCUCAUGUUAUACCUGAACUGAACAUGAAUGACCAAUGGCUGUUCUUUAAAUUGUACCUCUUUCUGAAUGCUGUGACACGCUUUCCCGCUGAGUCUUUCAGUCUUGUUUUUCCAUCUGUGGCAGCACAGCAUGAAGGCUGGUUCCUGUCCAUUUCCUAGGGGGCGAUCUGGAAUCAAUGUGCCUGCAAAUAUAUUCACAUUCAGACUUCAAUGUGUAAUGGAAUAGCAGUGUACUUUAUUCACAGAGGACAUCUGUCAGUUUAAUAUUGUAAAUUAUGAGGUUAAAGACUGUACUCUUGUAGUUUAAUUCUAGACAUGUAUAGCAUCUUUUUAAAAAUGGUAACUUUAACACUACCAGUCAUCAAAUGAACUUUGAUCAGUUUAUUGCUACUCAUGCCACUGUUUUAAUUGUUCUCCAUGCAGUCUGACUAAUAUAAUAUGAAUUUCUGAAAAAUAACUUGAUGUUCAUUUAUUCAUCCUUGUAAGAUAUUUAAGAAAAGUAUGUAAUAUAUUUAAGAAAAUCUCCCAUUGAUGUUGAUUGAUUCAGUUAAUUCACAUUUUUACUGACAGUGUUGGCACCUUUGUGGUACUUGCAUACUCAAUUACAGUUGGUCUUCUUUCUUUCAUAGUGUCCUGAAUGUCAUGGCAACAGCUGAAUAAAAAUGACUUUGUAAUUACUAAUUGCAGAACCUUA